AUGGAGACUGGAGCGGACACGGGGGUUGGUCGAGAGGGAGGGACUUGGGGAAGUGAAGAUGCACUGCUUGCCCGCCUUUCCAUACCGUGCACACCCCGUGCGUGCUCCGCCCCCUCUGUACCCUCCUGCUUCUCUCCCCUGCUCUGCUACACCACCUCCACGCACGCAUUGAUGCCUAUCCCGUGCGUGUGCACUCCAUUCCGUUCCCUGCCUGUCGCAGGGUUCCUGGGGUCGCUGCGAGAUAAGAUUGCUCGACCCACCCUUGCUAAUCUCAUCGGCGAUGAAACCAGUCCAGUGACAGUGGACCCGAACGCCACAGUGGCUGCAGCAGCUGCCACCAUGCGGAGCCGAGGCGUCACCGCUGUCAUCGUCGUGCCUUCGUCGCACACACACGCCCAUGCCCACGCCGCCACCAGUACCACCACUGCUGCUGCUGUGACGGGUCCGGCUGCGUCUGGCACAGCAGCAGCAGUGGCGGGGCGAGCAGGCGGGGGGUCACAGCCGCACCGGCAGGCCCAUGGGCAUCCUCAC
Messenger RNA from Closterium sp. Yama58-4, 531 nucleotides. The record is from the annotation of a GenBank genome assembly. Lineage: Eukaryota; Viridiplantae; Streptophyta; Zygnematophyceae; Desmidiales; Closteriaceae.